AGGCAGUCUGCGCAGGCGCGCGGCAGGCCCCGCCCUCAGAUGACGUCACGCGGCCGUUGCCGCGCUCCAGAGGUCGGCGCGCGCGAUUUAAAUCCUACUCGUCAGACGCCGUGAGCAAGAUGAGACCUCCGGGUCCAGCCAAAAUGAUCAACUCUUCAGAGAUCCGUGGGCACCACCACAGUGUCUCCUCACCUUCGGAACGGAUGCUCCCAAUGCCCCCAUCCAAGAAGGCCUCACUCAGUACUCCUGGCACCCCAGUCCUUGAAGACUUCCCUCAGAAUGACGAUGAAAAGGAGCGCCUGCAGCGGAGGCGCUCCAGGGUCUUAGACCUACAGUUUAACACGGAUGCGACUCAUCUGCUAGCCUCCCCUUCCAACAGGAGCAUUGAUGUUUCAACUACCGUAUCUAAGUUUACAAACACACAGAUUACAGAACAUUACUCCACUUGUAUCAAGCUCUCUACUGAAAAUAAAAUUACUACCAAGAAUGCUUUUGGCUUACACCUAAUUGACUUUAUGUCAGAGAUUCUUAAACAGAAGGACACAGAACCAACCAACUUUAAAGUGGCUGCGGGCACCCUGGAUGCAAGCACCAAGAUCUAUGCAGUGCGUGUGGAUGCUGUCCACGCUGAUGUUUACAGAGUCCUUGGGGGGCUGGGCAAAGACACACCAUCUCAAGAAGAGGAGGAGAAUCAUGGUGCAGACAGAAGUACUGCUGAAAUGGGAACAACCAAAAAGGCUUCAAAGCCAAAGAAGAAGCAGUCCUGCAAAACCAUCGAGCAGAAUGUGAGCAAUAUCAACAUCUCUGAAGCAGACCGAAAGUGUGAGGUGGAUCCCAUGUUUCAGAAGACCGCAGCCUCCUUUGAUGAGUGCAGCACAGCAGGGGUAUUUCUCUCCACUCUCCACUGCCAGGACUACAGAAGCGAGCUGCUUUUUCCUUCUGAUGUGCAGACCCUCUCCACAGGAGAACCUCUCAAGUCGCCAGAUUUAGGUUGGGUGGAAAUGACUGAUUUGAAAGCGCCCUUGCAGCAAUGUGUGGAAGACCGCCAGCUCUGCCCUUCUCUGGCCGGGUUCCAGUUUACUAAAUGGGACAGUGAAACACAUAAUGAGUCUGUGUCGGCCCUGGUGGACAAGUUUAAGAAGAAUGAUCAGGUGUUUGACAUCAACGCAGAGGUUGAGAACAGUGACAAUGGAGAGUUCCUUGAUGGGCCCCUGGAGGAGGACUUUGAUGCCAGCAGUGAACCAGACCCCUCCACAGCUGGGGAUCAUGAAGAGUUCCGAAGCUGGAAGGAGCCCUGCCAGAUCCAAAGCAGCCAGGAAGAAAUUAUUUCCCUCGGGAAUGGAGACAUCCAGACCAUGUGCCCCCUUUUAUCCAUGAAACCUGGAGAAUACUCCUAUUUCAGUCCCCGGACCAUGAAGAUGUGGGCUGGCCCAGAUCACUGGCGCUUUAGGCCUCAACACAAGCAGCACACUGCCUCCCAAGUGGAGAACAAAAAGAAGAGUGCAAAGAAAGACUUUGAAAUUGACUUUGACGAGGAUAUUGAUUUUGAUACAUAUUUUCAGAAAACAAAGGCUGCUACUACUCUGACCAAGUCCACUUUGGAGAACCAGAAUUGGAAAGCCACCACUCUUCCUACAGACUUCCACUAUGAGACUGACACUCUUGUUGAACUUUAUCUCAAACCAGGCAUAAGGUUACUUAAGAGGGGCCAGGACCAGAAAGCAAAGACUGAGCACUAUGAAGAAAUUGAAGACUAUGAUUACAACAACCCUAAUGACACGUCCAACUUCUGCCCUGGACUACAGGCUGUUGACAGUGAUUACGAAGAGUCUGAUGACUUAUUUACGGGACCGGUUGGAACCUUUGACCUCACAUCUGAUCCCUGCCAUACACCUAAAACAGCACAAGAGAAUGGUCACACUCCUGAAAGCCAAGGGCUAGAAAUCACGACCUAUGGGGAGUCAAACCUGGUGGCCGAGCCGCAGAAGGUGAAUAAAAUUGAAAUUCAUUAUGCUAAGACUGCCAAAAAGAUGGACAUGAAGAAGUUGAAGCAGAACAUGUGGAGUUUGCUGACAGAGUUCUCCAGAAAAGAGGCUGGCCCAGAGGCAAACCACUGUGAAAAUGGAAAAGAAGAGGCCCCCAUAGAGGUAGCUGACAAGAAGAUGCUCAGUGGGCUUACAAAGGACCUGAAGAAGAGCCUACCCCCACUCAUGGCUCAGAACCUCUCUAUACCCCUGGCUUUUGCCUGUCUUCUGCAUUUAGCCAAUGAAAAGAAUCUGAAGCUGGAAGGCACAGAGGAUCUUUCUGAUGUUCUCGUAAGGCAAGGAGACUGAGUCCACUGUGAGACGUUGCAGCGGAAGUGCCCACCACUUUCUAGUGGUCAGUCCAGUCCACUCCACAUGGAGGAAUAUACUAGGAGUUGUGAUAUGGCUCUAGCCAACAACAUGUUGCUCUUCCCUUCUUGCCAUCAUAGUCUGGAUGCAAUACUCUGAUUGACUAAAGUCAUGUGCAACUGCCUCAAGUGUCUGCAUGGGUAACUACCCACCUAGGAGAGCCAGAGGAGGGGGUCUUGUUGUUCUAGAAUGUGAAAACCCAUGUCUGUUCUUUAUGUCCAUGUGUAGUUCUAGGCACUUGCUUAAUCUAUUGUUUUCCACUCUACUGUGCUAGAGAAUUUUUUAGUAGGCACUUCCUGUCUUUAAAGAACUCCCAAUCCAUGUACAUAAAAUAUAUGUAAGCUUAUAAAUGUAUAUAUAAUGCUUAAAAAUAAAACCAUUCUAAAGAAUAUG
Molecule: messenger RNA, 2786 nt
Organism: Nannospalax galili (Upper Galilee mountains blind mole rat)
Lineage: Eukaryota; Metazoa; Chordata; Mammalia; Rodentia; Spalacidae
Gene: Ncaph
Product: non-SMC condensin I complex subunit H
Exons: 18
Coding region: 120-2333 (737 amino acids)
Biological process (GO): mitotic chromosome condensation
Cellular component (GO): condensin complex
Molecular function (GO): chromatin binding
Source: RefSeq, a predicted model, not a curated record